This is a messenger RNA of Blastomyces dermatitidis ER-3, 210 nucleotides long. RefSeq lists its product as uncharacterized. Lineage: Eukaryota; Fungi; Ascomycota; Eurotiomycetes; Onygenales; Ajellomycetaceae. The record is from RefSeq and is a predicted model, not a curated record. The coding region runs from base 1 to 210 and encodes 69 amino acids. The transcript has a single exon.
AUGCAUUGUCAACCCGUGCAUCAGCAUCACAACCUCUACCACUCCGUGUCCAACCUUGUCAUGCCCGAAGACUCCCACCGUGACUCUUCUCAGGCCAUGUCCUACCACUUGCCGGAUCGGGUGCGAGACGACCACGAAGUACGUGCUACCAAGUAUCUGCCCUCAUUAGGGUUCACAGGUGGAUAUUCAGAUAUGAAGGAAUUAGGGUAG